AUGGCUCCCAGCAACAUCAACAUUCGUCGUGAUGUCACCGACCCCUUCUACCGUUACAAAAUGGAGCCCUUGCACUCUAAAAUUGAAGGCAAGGGAAACGGUAUUAAGACUGUGGUCGUCAACCUGAACUCGGUUGCCCAGUCUUUGAGCCGCCCUCCUGCCUACGUCAUUAAGUACUUUGGGUUUGAACUUGGUGCCCAAGCCAAUGCUAAGCCCACUGAUGACCGCUGGAUUAUCAACGGUGCCCAUGAUGCCAGAAAACUUCAAGACUAUCUUGACGGAUUCAUUUCCAAGUUCGUUCUCUGCAAGAAAUGCAAGAACCCUGAAACCGAUGUCAUCAUCAAGGACGAGAAAAUUAUCUUGGACUGCAAGGCUUGUGGACAGCGCUCGGACGUCGAUCCUCGUCUCAAGCUAAGCACCUUCAUUGUCCGAAACAACACCUCAGGCAAGGGAGGGAAAAAGGACAAGGCUGCCAAGAAGGCACGUCGUGAACGGAACAAGGAGAAGGACUCUGCAGCCAACGGAGAGAAUGGUAGCCCAGGUGACAGCAACUCGGAUAACGGCGAUGAGAAUGGCGAUGUCGCUCUGGAAGCCCACAGCGAUGAUGAGCUUACUCGUGCGGCCCAGGAACUCGAAGCGGAUGAAGAAAUUGAGGACGACAAGUGGGCUGUCGACGUCUCGGAAGCAGCCGUAAAGGCUCGUGCCAAGGAACUUCCUGAUGACUUGAAGCGUGCUCUUGCCCUUGACGAUGGAGACGACGAGGGCGCCGAAGGUCCUUCGGUUUACGAUGAACUGGGCAGCUGGAUUAUCAGCACGUCCGGUGAGAAGGGUGGGGUCUCGAAGGUAGAGGAUGUGGAAAUUUACUUGAAGGCCAAGGAGCUUGGUAUCGAGUCCAAGCACAGGACCCUGGCCGUUCUUGCCCAGACCAUCUUCGAUGAGAACAUUUCCAAGCAAAUCGAAGACCGCUCCCUUAUGCUCAAGAAGCUGAUCACUUCUGAGCGCCACGAGAAGGCCUUCCUUGGCGGUACCGAGCGUUUCGUCGGCAAGGAACACCCUGAUCUUAUUUCCAAGGUUCCAGCCGUCCUGCUCGGCUACUACCAGAAUGAUCUCAUUUCGGAGGAAACUCUAAAGGCCUGGUGCUCGAAAGCCAGCAAGAAGUACGUGGACAUUCAGACCAGCAAGAAGGUCCGCAAGGCUGCCGAGCCUUUCCUCCAAUGGCUCGAGAGCGCCGAGAGUGAGGAAGAGAGCGAGGACGAUGAGUAG
Molecule: messenger RNA, 1263 nt
Organism: Aspergillus puulaauensis
Lineage: Eukaryota; Fungi; Ascomycota; Eurotiomycetes; Eurotiales; Aspergillaceae
Product: translation initiation factor eIF5
Exons: 1
Coding region: 1-1263 (420 amino acids)
Biological process (GO): formation of cytoplasmic translation initiation complex; formation of translation preinitiation complex; translational initiation
Cellular component (GO): cytosol
Molecular function (GO): GDP-dissociation inhibitor activity; eukaryotic initiation factor eIF2 binding; translation initiation factor activity
Source: RefSeq, a predicted model, not a curated record